AUGACUCAAGAACUGGAGCGAAUUUUCGCAGACUUGGGCCUGUCCCAAUAUCUCGACGCAUUUAUUGACCAAGGUUUCGAUGCCUGGGAAAUCAUUCUUGAUAUCCAAGAGUCCGAUCUAGAUGCUUUGGGUGUAAAAUUAGGCCAUCGAAGAAAGUUGCAGAGGCGUAUCGCAAAUGCCAGGGGCAUUGCGCCUAGUGUGUCGUUAAGCUCGCCUGUUAGGCCGGGAUCUGAUGAAUCAAAGCAAGAUGGGGUGAAGCGAGAUUCGUCCCGGCCGGAUGGGACUGCUGCCGAGUCCAACGGUGUCACAAAGAGGAAAUACCGGCGGCAUCCCAAGCCAGAUCCAAAUUCCCCCGAGCGGCCGCCGUCGGCAUAUGUCUUGUUCUCGAACAGUAGGAUCUCCUCUGAUGUCAAAUCUGUAACCGUAUGCCAAGGACUGACCGUGUACUUUCUUCCAGAAAUGAGAGAAGAUCUCAAAAGCCAUAAUCUCACGUUUACGGAGAUUGCCAAGUUGGUGGGAGAGAAUUGGCAGAGCCUUCAACCCGCCGAAAAGGACACUUAUGAGAGUCAAGCCAACGCUGCAAAAGAAAAGUAUAACCGAGAGUUGGGGGAAUACAAGAAGACGCCAGAAUACCGCAAGUACUCGCAAUAUCUCCAUGACUUUAAAGAGAAACAGGCCAAGCAGUACAAAGGGCAAGAUGGCUCCAAGAGAGCCAAGGUUGAGCCUGCCAGACUGCGUCAUGGUAGUACGAGUAGCAGUGCAACACCGAACACGACAAAUUCAAGCGCCAGUGGCAGCAGCAGCAGUGAACGACUUCAGGGAAGUGAACCACCACCAACCCGACGAGAUCGCGUGGACUCCACCACGUCGCUUGCCGAAUCGCCUCAUUCUUCGGCUGCACCGACGCCAGUAUCGGCUCACAAUUCGUAUGAUGACGCUGGAGCAUCUCCGCAGGCGCUGCAAUUCGAUAACGGGAGCCCAGCAGACCCUCAUCAUCCGUCUCGGCACCAGCCCGCCAUGCGUGGGAGAGGUCGGGCUGAUUCAAUGCACCAGCACCUGCCAUCCGUUUCCGACAUGUUAGACGGCAGGCAACAGGCGAUUGUUCAUCCAGUCCCAGACGGUCUUUCAUACCCCAGUCGACGAGGAAAUGGCUCCGCACGCACGUCUCUUGAUGGCGCAUCUUUCCUUCCUGGAGGGCGACCCCCUACUUUAAGGCACGAGUCCUCGUCGAACAGCACCAACGUAUCUGGUAGUUCAGUGGGUAGCUUUGGUCGGCUAAUGGGGGAAGGUCCGUUGCCGAUUCAUGCUCUGCUCUCGGAUCGCAACUCAGUCGGACCUUCGUUCCAUGAGAAACUGCACAACCCAAUUCUUAGCGGCGCUACUGGUACAAUGAGUACGCAUCAGCCUCUCGUUGGUCUUGCCCAUGGCCCUAGCGGUUAUGGCUUUCAAUCCGACUCGUCACCGUUCCAUCACAUGAAGGUCGAACAGUCAAGUGAAGGAGACGUGGUCAUGACAACCGAUGAGACGCCGCCACCCCCCAGGCAAUCCCGCAGAGCAAAGGAUAAUCUCGAUGGCAUGGAUGCCCUUUUGCGAGCUGGUGAGAUUGUCGGACGUGGGGGGCGGCGGUAA
Messenger RNA from Metarhizium album ARSEF 1941, 1629 nucleotides. RefSeq names its product high mobility group protein. The record is from RefSeq and is a predicted model, not a curated record. Gene Ontology annotation, molecular function: protein binding. Bases 1 to 1629 code for a protein of 542 amino acids. Lineage: Eukaryota; Fungi; Ascomycota; Sordariomycetes; Hypocreales; Clavicipitaceae. The transcript has 6 exons. Gene Ontology annotation, biological process: regulation of gene expression. Gene Ontology annotation, cellular component: nucleus.